Vanessa tameamea is the source of this 2314-nucleotide messenger RNA. Its product is annotated as glycosylated lysosomal membrane protein B-like. Gene Ontology annotation, cellular component: lysosome. NCBI's taxonomy places the organism in Eukaryota, Metazoa, Arthropoda, Insecta, Lepidoptera, Nymphalidae. The coding region runs from base 269 to 1447 and encodes 392 amino acids. The transcript is spliced from 7 exons. The record is from RefSeq and is a predicted model, not a curated record.
UCAAAUGUCAUUUCAGAGUUCAGACAUUAUCGUGCAGACACAGAAACUGUAUAAUCAAAAUAACACGCAAAAGGAGACAUGAAUAUUAUAUAGCUCUUUAUUAGUAGGCGUUAUCGAAUGCAUUUAUAUCCACUCGAAGUUUUCGCACGUGCUGAGGUGGUUAUCGUGUAAUUUGUAGUAUGUUUAUUGUGUUUUGAACUCGACCCCUGUAAUCGAUAUUUGAUUAGUUUUUUAUCAUAUAUAAUUUUCUUUUCCUGUUACGAUAAAAAUGAAUCUCCAGACAAUAUUGAUUUUUAUUGGGCUUUCCUACGCAUAUGGACAAGACAGGAAGAUAACAGCUAAACUAAAUCCAGGUUGCAACAUCUGCUCAUCAAACACAACACUAUUAUAUGUGAAAUGUGAUGGUGCCUCAGAUACGAUACAUCAAAUAUGGGACUUUACGCGACACUUGCCUACAGUGAUUUUUGCUGUAACUAGUUUGAAUUCUACUCUAAAUGUGACAUGGACCGACACACUGCCAAAGAGCAUUGUACUGUCAGAAGAACCUAGCUAUAGUUUUGCUACAGCCAUUGACAAGCUUUAUGAAUAUGAUGACUUGGAUGACAACGGUCACAUCGACCCGAAGUUUCCCCAGAAGGCAUACAAACUUGACAGGAUUCGUUGGCAUUUAAAUGAGAGUAUAUUAUCAGAUAAGGAGGCGAUGAUUCAUGUCUAUGGUAUAUUAAAUGAAGAGAGACGAGGACGACCUGAAAUUAUCAACAUAAAACUCGAUCUAAUUCCCUUCAAAGACUACGCAGCGGAUCUUCCGCACUUGAUCCACACGGCUAACUCCACUCUAGUCGACGUGAGCCUCGUGAACUUGACGACGAGUCGCGAGUACAACGCGUCGCGUUACGCGUUACACUUGCUACUGAUCAGCUCUGAUCCAGCGGUUGAGACCAUGCAUUACACGAUGCGGAAGAGCUUGGAUGAUGAACAUACGCCGGGCGUUUUUGAGAUCAUAGAGAUCAAGAGCCCGUCGCUGUUCGACGAGGGCGAGGGCGGGUACUUGCAGUUCCGGCCCGUCGCCUACUCGGAGGACGCUCGCGGCGUCGCCAGCUCCACCGUCGCGCGCGUCUCCGCCUUCAGUCGGACCGAUCUCCCGCGUCAUAGCACGCUGAAGCUGUUCUACUCUGACAUCGAUCAGGCUGACCUGCUCGUGCAGGACAUGUUCGUGUCGUUCGGCGAGACGGGCGACGGAUACUACAAGCAACACAAUUAUACGGCGUGGUCAUUCACCAUCGGCUACGGAGCUCCACCAGUGGAAGGCUUUUCGUUCUUCGUCAUCAUGAUAAUAUCCAUAGGACUUGGAGUGCCGAUUGUUCUAGCGCUCUCAGGAAUCACGUACGUGCUGUUGAGGCGAUACAGGCACAAUAAUAGCAGAACAAGGUUCACUAACGAGGAUUAAAGCUUAGACUACACGAUCCCAACACGCAGUAUGUUAUCCUCAGUAUAGAUACCAAUUGUUUAUAUGUGUAACGUAUUCUAACGUCGGAUUCAAAUAAUUAUUUAUUGUUAUUCUCAUGUAAUAAUAUAUUUUGAUUCGACUUUAGUUAGGGCGAGUUAAGGUAACAUCGUGCCGAUGGAAUUUCCGACUCAUUCGAUCAAAAUCAAAAUAUUCUACAUUCAAGUAUGCUCAUAAAAGAAUAUUUGAAUCGUCAUGUUACAGUAUUGAAUUAAUUGUAAACUUGUGGUAUGUUCGGUAAGUACGUUUUACCGAGAAGAACCGGCAAAAACACAGGAGUUUCUCUUCGUAUUUGGUGUUCUCCAGUCUAUGGAAACAGUUUUACUAGCUCGUAUUGCCUGGAGAAAAAAGUAAAUAAAACGGUGCUCGAAUCGCUCGGAAAUUCGAUCCGUACAAUCUUACCUCAGCGCUCUAUGUAUUGAUUAUAGGCGGCAUUUCGCUUGGCUUAGGUUAUGUGUGCGUACUAAACAUUUUUUGUAGACGAAUAAAUACAUCAUCCGUAGGAACUAAUUCCAGAAAAUAUUUUCUAUAUUCACUAAAUCGAACUAAGUGGACUGUCGUAGCAAAUAUUUAACUUAAUUGACUAAAUUGAUGUGUAACUAAAAUACAUGUUGACGGAAAUCGAUACAUUUUUUUUUAUUUGUUUGGAAACUGAACGCCAAUACACGAACUCGCUAGGCCAAGUCAUUUGUUGCCAUAUAGACUAUGCAAAUAGAUCUGUUAGUUGAGAUAAAUAAAUGUAUUAAUAUCAAUAUUUAUGAAAACCUUUAGUACCACAAUUUAAAGAUGAAUAAAAGAACUAAUAUUGAA